Molecule: messenger RNA, 1561 nt
Organism: Talaromyces proteolyticus
Lineage: Eukaryota; Fungi; Ascomycota; Eurotiomycetes; Eurotiales; Trichocomaceae
Product: putative C6 transcription factor
Exons: 2
Coding region: 61-1542 (493 amino acids)
Biological process (GO): regulation of DNA-templated transcription
Molecular function (GO): zinc ion binding; DNA-binding transcription factor activity, RNA polymerase II-specific
Source: RefSeq, a predicted model, not a curated record
AUUCUCCUGGCCUAACCCAAAUGGAACUAGCUGUCGACACUGACAACUGCGUCAACCGACAUGGUUUAUCGCGGAAAGCCAUCUAGAUCUUGCCGUGAGUGUAGAAGGCGCGAUAUCAAGUGCGACAAGAAGCCGAAUGGCUGCUCCCAGUGCUCGCGAGCCGCCAUACAAUGCUCGCGAUACCCAGAUCCCACGCAAUUAAUCAUCUAUGAUGAAACAAAAUCUACAAUCAACAAAAGGCAAAAACGCAAAGCUCCUCUCAACCGUUCAUCUCCCUUGCCCGAUCCUUUAUCAAUCGUUCUUCUUCCAUCAUGGGAAACCCGGGCAAAGCGCCUCUUUAUCUCGCAAUAUGUCACGGAUUCGCAUGAAACAAAUCUUUUCUCGUAUAUGCGAGUCUUCUAUCCUCCACAAGAGGGACAAUCGCCCCUGUUAGAAACGGUCAUCCGCUCCGUGUGGUUGGCCUUCUAUUCAUUUUCUCACCAGUCGCCUGUGGCUCUCCACGAUGCCCGGGUCAACUAUGGCUCAGCAUUGUUGCUUACCACCAACGCUAUUCAAUCGCCAGUGGAAGUUAAUGAAAAUAGAACCUUGAUGUCAUUAUUGCUGCUGACAGUAUACGAAAGACUCAUCAACUACGGAGAACGAAACCUAUCGCCGCCUUCCAACGCUCAUUUGCGAGGAGCUUUAGGCCUCGCAGUCUACCAAGGCGACAGUCAAUUCAGUGAUCCAAUCAGAAUAAACAUACUUCUAGGGCUUGUGGAACUGAUCAUCAUCGAAUGUCUUGCGCACGAACUAGAUAUGCCAUCUGAUCUGUUGAUGUUGAGCAGCAAGGUAUUUGGCAACGUGGUGGCUUCCGCUCCGAAGUGGCAGUUUUUGAAAGUUCUGCUCGAAUAUGCCCAGCUUAAAGAACGGCUGAGACUUGGAAUUUCUUCCGAGGCUGCGAUAUCCUGGGCUGAGCGUCUUGGGUGUGAGCUCGAAGGGCUGUCGCAGCAUCUGCGUCCAGUUACCUCUACAAGACAGAAUGGAAAGCGUUUACAUGCUUAUAUUGCUGAAUCAUCAGUAAGCUAUCCAGAUAACAAUACACGAAGAAGCUGGAACAAUCUUCGUGUACUUCGCAUGCUGUUGGCCGAUGUUAUACGUGAACAAUGUGCUGUAUCACUUGGGUCCUCCGAUAUAACUAGAACUACCGCCAUCAUCGAAAAACUCCACGAUUCGACACUUACUAUCAACACUCUUUGCUCAGAUAUCUACGCUUCUGCCUCUGAAAGUAGUACUGCCGUUUUGGCCUCCGAAAAUGUAUCAGAUUUGCAGACAAGCACACUCUUUUUCCAACUCUACGCUGCGAAUUCUUGUAGAGUGAUCUCGGACCAGCUACAAAAGCUACUACAGAAACGCCUGCAAUCUCUCAGCGUGGGACAAUUCUCUGGCGUUCGGAGACUCAUGACUCAGUUACUUCAAGAAACCGAUAACUGUCAACCAAACCUUUGGCAAGCGUGGCUUCGGCUUGGGAAAGAACGUUUCUCGAUUGACACCUCUAUCAUCUAACUAUCUAACAUAUACUCUU